UUCCGCUGGCACCCUGAGAACCAGAAACCAAAGUUGAGAGAGAGAGAGAGAGAGCAGCGAGUAGAAAGCUUGAGAUUCAUUAUUCUGCCAUACAGAGAGGGAGAGAGAGAGAUUGCGAGAUGGGUGGUUGGGCAAUAGCAGUGCAUGGAGGCGCUGGUGUGGACCCAAACCUCCCACAAGAGCGUCAAGAGCAAGCCAAGCAACUUCUCACCCGCUGCCUUAAUCUAGGCAUAUCUGCUCUUCGCUCCUCGCUUCCUGCCAUUGAUGUCGUCGAACUCGUGGUGAGGGAAUUGGAAACUGAUCCGCUGUUUAACUCUGGGCGGGGAUCGGCAUUGACGGAGAAAGGAACGGUAGAAAUGGAAGCGAGCAUCAUGGAUGGGCCCAGGAGAAGAUGUGGAGCGGUUUCGGGGUUGACGACGGUAAAGAAUCCGGUAUCACUGGCACGCCUCGUCAUGGACAAGUCUCCUCAUUCAUAUCUUGCCUUCUCUGGCGCUGAGGAGUUCGCAAGGCAGCAGGGUGUGGAACUAGUGGAAAACGAAUAUUUCAUUACGGAGGAUAACGUGGGGAUGCUAAAGCUGGCGAAAGAGGCGAAUAAGAUCGUGUUCGACUACAGGAUCCCGGCCUUAGGUCUUGAAACGUGUAGUGCGGGUGCUGGAAUGGUGGAGAGUGCAUUGCAAAUGAAUGGACUCCCAAUCAGCAUAUACGCACCGGAGACAGUAGGCUGUGUGGUGGUGGACAGCCAGGGGCGAUGUGCAGCUGCCACCUCCACGGGUGGUCUCAUGAACAAAAUGAGUGGGCGAAUAGGUGAUUCCCCCUUGAUAGGCGCAGGUACGUACGCUUGCGACCUCUGCGCGGUGUCGUGCACUGGAGAAGGCGAGGCCAUCAUUCGUGGGACUCUGGCCAGAGAUGUGGCGGCAGUCAUGGAAUACAAGGGACUGCAACUCCAGGAUGCCGUGGAUUAUGUGAUAAAGAAGAGGUUGGAUGAGGGGAAAGCUGGUAUGAUCGCGGUGUCCAGUAAUGGGGAGGUGGCUUAUGGAUUCAACACCACUGGAAUGUUUAGGGGUUGUGCCACUGAGGACGGGUUUAUGGAGGUGGGCAUUUGGGAGUAGAUUGUAUUUUCGUUCUACUUUCUACAUGUUGGUCAUUUCUACUUUCAACUGCUAUGUAAACUUCCCGACCAAAAUUAAUUUAUGCCGGAAAAUCCAAAAUUUAUAUAUAUCAAUGUGUGUUUGGACU
This is a messenger RNA of Nelumbo nucifera (sacred lotus), 1236 nucleotides long. Its product is annotated as putative isoaspartyl peptidase/L-asparaginase 2. The record is from RefSeq and is a predicted model, not a curated record. Gene Ontology annotation, molecular function: hydrolase activity. Lineage: Eukaryota; Viridiplantae; Streptophyta; Magnoliopsida; Proteales; Nelumbonaceae.